AUGGCUGACCUAUACCCCUCAUUGGCGCAGUGCGCCAUCGUUGCAACUGCCUUCAAGGUGCUGCUCUUCCCCGCAUACAAAUCUACCGAUUUUGAGGUCCACCGCAAUUGGCUCGCCAUCACCCAUUCUCUCCCCAUCCAAGAGUGGUACUAUGAGAAAACUUCGGAAUGGACACUCGAUUACCCACCCUUCUUUGCAGCCUUCGAGUGGCUGAUGUCGCAGGCUGCUGCAUACGCAGACCCUGCGAUGUUAGUCGUAAAGAACCUUGGCUAUGAUUCCUGGCAGACUGUCUACUUCCAAAGAGCAACUGUGAUCUUGACGGAGCUGGUUCUUGUCUAUGCGCUUAGUCGAUUUGUCAAGUCCGUUCCUUUUCCGAACAAGCAGGCAGCGCAUGUAGCCAGUCUUUCCAUCCUACUAUCCCCCGGUCUCCUCAUCAUCGAUCACAUCCAUUUCCAAUACAAUGGCUUCAUGUAUGGAAUCCUGAUCCUAUCAAUUGUCCUCGCUCGCAAACAAUCGACUCUUCUCUACAGCGGCAUCCUCUUCGCGGUACUGCUAUGCAUGAAGCACAUAUACCUCUACCUCGCUCUCGCCUACUUCGUCUAUCUGCUGCGCACCUAUUGCCUUAGUCUCAAAUCGGUUUUCCGGCCCCGGUUCGGCAAUAUUUUCAAACUAGGAUUCUGCGUGGUGGGCGUUUUUGCAAUUGCCUUUGGGCCAUUUGCGCAAUGGGGACAAUUGCUGCAGCUCAAGGACAGGCUGUUUCCGUUUUCGAGAGGGCUGUGUCACGCGUACUGGGCGCCAAAUAUCUGGGCUAUGUACUCCUUCGCUGAUCGAGCAUUGAUUUCCCUUGCACCACGGCUAGGACUUCCAGUGAACACUGAUGCUCUAAACAGCGUCACACGAGGACUGGUGGGAGACACCUCUUUCGCUGUCCUACCGGAGGUUACAAAGGAGCACACCUUUAUAUUGACAUUCUUGUUCCAACUGAUUCCUCUCGUUAAGGUGUGGUUCAACCCAGGCUGUUGGGAUACCUUUGUCGGUGCGAUCACCCUCUGCGGCUAUGCAUCAUUCCUCUUUGGUUGGCAUGUACAUGAGAAAGCCAUUCUCCUCAUUAUCAUUCCAUUCAGUCUCAUCGCCCUCAAGGACCGUCGCUACUUCAGCGCCUUCCGACCUCUGGCAGUUGCGGGCCAUGUCUCACUCUUCCCGCUAUUGUUUACAGCUGCCGAAUUCCCCCUCAAGACUAUUUAUACAGUCCUGUGGUUGGUGCUAUUCCUCUUCGUCUUCGACCGAGUAGCACCUGUCCCCGAGCGGCCCCGAAUUUUCAUAUUCGACCGACUUUCGCUGCUUUAUUUGACCAUUUCUAUUCCUUUGAUUAUCUACUGUUCCCUGGGGCACCAGUUGAUCUUCGGGUGGGACCGGCUCGAGUUCCUACCAUUGAUGUUCAUGAGCAGUUAUUGUGCCCUUGGAGUUGUCGGAAGCUGGGCUGGGUUUAUGGUGGUUUAUUUUACAGCUUAG
This is a messenger RNA of Penicillium crustosum, 1512 nucleotides long. Its product is annotated as dolichyl-P-Glc:Glc1Man(9)GlcNAc(2)-PP-dolichol alpha-1,3-glucosyltransferase ALG8. Gene Ontology annotation, biological process: protein N-linked glycosylation. NCBI's taxonomy places the organism in Eukaryota, Fungi, Ascomycota, Eurotiomycetes, Eurotiales, Aspergillaceae. Gene Ontology annotation, cellular component: endoplasmic reticulum membrane. Bases 1 to 1512 code for a protein of 503 amino acids. The record is from RefSeq and is a predicted model, not a curated record. Gene Ontology annotation, molecular function: dolichyl pyrophosphate Glc1Man9GlcNAc2 alpha-1,3-glucosyltransferase activity. The transcript is spliced from 6 exons.